This is a messenger RNA of Lutzomyia longipalpis, 6145 nucleotides long. RefSeq names its product probable nuclear hormone receptor HR38 (gene Hr38). The transcript has 5 exons. The record is from RefSeq and is a predicted model, not a curated record. The coding region runs from base 1579 to 4212 and encodes 877 amino acids. Gene Ontology annotation, molecular function: nuclear glucocorticoid receptor binding; nuclear receptor activity; zinc ion binding. Lineage: Eukaryota; Metazoa; Arthropoda; Insecta; Diptera; Psychodidae. Gene Ontology annotation, cellular component: nucleus; transcription regulator complex. Gene Ontology annotation, biological process: cellular response to corticotropin-releasing hormone stimulus; regulation of transcription by RNA polymerase II.
GCGGAGCUUUGCACCGAGAAGCGCUGUAGAAGAGCACUACUGGCUCAGAGAGGAACAAUAUAGUCCCAUGUACUUGAUACGGCAACUUCAGUCGCGUCUCGGACGCUGUAUCGUCAACAAUUGGUGAAUUUGGAUUUGGAUGCUUCUCUACAACUUCACUCUCUACACACCACAAAAUUGGACAGUGUGCACAAGUGACUCAAAAGUGAAUUAAUCCCUGCAAUUUUUUUCACCAUAAAAUAUUCCUAGUGGGUGGACAAUCAAUGCUGCAACUUUUUUUGUGGGCCAAUUGAAUAAUUUUGUGAUUAACCAACAACCCCCACGAACAAUAUAAAUUUAUUGUAUAAGAUAUAUUGUGGAAAAAGUAGUGUUUGUGCAUUUUUGAGGAAGAGACUUUAUAUCACAAUUUAUGGUGAUUUUUUGCAAAUCUCGAGGAAGUUAAUCCACACACCAUCAAAGCUCAUAAACUCAUUUCAACAUCUUUGAAAAGUAACUGGAUCAGUGAGUUCUCAAAUUUAUUUGGAGGUGAUUUUUUUCUGGAUUCAAAUCGUGCCGCGAGAUUCUGCCUGCUUCUCAAGAAGUCCGCGGAAAAAAAGUGAAAGUGAACUGACCACCCCAACAAGGACAAUAGUUGCGCUGUGGUUUGUGGACUGAGGAAAAAAAAGAGCCUAUAUAAAUCAUCCGUGACAGAAGGAUUAAAAAAAAUCGAGUAGUUUAUUGUGUCACAGUUAUAAGAUUUGGACAAUUUUCCUCCACCUUUUUUUUGUAAGAUGUGUGCAACGGAUAAUUCUGAAAAAUUGUGGAAAGCAUCAGCCAACGGUCAUUGAGGGCUUCACCACGUCUCUGCGUCAAGAGAGCAACAACUCACAGCAGAAGUCAUUUUACAUGUAAUUAAUUAUCCGAUUUGUGUGUGUCACAGGAGUUCCGUGAAGUUGGAUUUUUAUUCAACUACUUUGUUGUAGAGAAAGAGCACGAGGAGGAAUAUUAACCAUUGUCUUUUGCCAUUUUCGGUACAAGUCGAUAGAGUUAAUCCGUCGCUGGAUUUUUUUCUUGUCACUUGGCAAUAAGUGUUUCGAAGAGGAUUAUUUUUUUUUACUUACCAUAAAGUGAACUGUUUGCGGUAACGUGAGUGUGUUUCGUGCUGGAGGACAAAAGAGAUAAGCGCCAGGAGGCUGCUGGACCCUCGUCAUCAGGUGUGGUGCCCAAAUUCGUUAAACGUUUAGCCUUAUUUCACAUCACACAUCAUACAGCUAAAAUUCUCAUUCAUAAUUAAUGUGUUUGUCGUAUUUAUGGUUACACAUUCUUAAGUGUUUCGUGCGUUUGUCGCUGAGCAUCCCCUUCAUUAUUAUAAUUAGUCACAAUAUAUCAUCUAUUGCAAAUCUCACAGUGUGAAAACUGAAAGAGACACAAAAUCGCGUUAAACAUUCGGUCUAAAUCAGUGAAUGUUUUCACUGAGAGAUGUAAAUUCGAAACGUCUUGCAUAUAAUGAAAGUUUAUAAUUUGGACAAAUAUGACUUAAAAAGUACCCAAAGGUAGGACCAUAAAGAAAUGUUAAAAUAUUAAUAAACUACCUCGGACAUGCGAACACGCUUGGCAUCAUUGAUAGUUGUGAAGCAGGAACCACAGGACGAAGAUUUCUUCGUGUCAUCAUCUGUUACGAAUCUUACUCAAUUUGUCUUUACGCAUUCAAAUAGUGAAAAUGAAGACAGUAAUAAUAACAUCACUGGGACCAAUGGGUACAGUAGGUAUUCAGUGUUUCCUCGGUUGGAUGAUUUAAAUAAUAAUAAUAAUACUAGUGGACAUGAAGUUUUGAACAAUAUUCAACACAGCAUCAAUCAACAGAGCAACUACCACGCAGAAGAAGAUAAGGAGAAAUACGAAGAUACCAAGUGUACACCCUCUCUGUUGUCGGCAAUCGUAACACAGCAGGGCAUCGUUAGUCCAGAAUCUAGUAAAGAGGAAAGUGAGACUACUUCAACAGUAGCCGCGACAACUGCUGGGACAGGAAGCACCGGCGAAGGAAUUGCCGCAUCAACUAUGCUGCUAUUGCAAUCUCAGCAGAGCACCUUUAGUUCUCUUUCUUCGUUUGAUCUUUUAUCAUCUAAUCAGCAAUACUCAUCGCAGCAGUACCAUCAACUGCAACAACAGAUUCAACAAGAACAAGAGUCUGUGCAUUUUGAUCUCGGUGGUAGUGAUCUUGAUCCUCUGUCAGAAGUUUUGUAUCCUUCCACCUCUUCAACAUCAUUGAUUGGCCAACCUAUUGCAUCGACAUCACAAGGACGUGGCAGUGAUACUCCUUUUAUUGAACAAUUGCAUCACUCAAAUUCCUCCAGUGAUACCCUUAUUGGACUCAGCAGCCACUCCAGCCACUUUGGCGGUUCUGUAGAGAGUCUUCCUUCUACACUUGUACCUCUUUUCAACAAGGAAGAUCCCACUGCGCUUGUACCACAGAGUGACCAAGCAUCAGGAACUCUAGAGAGACCGACAGAUAUUGGUCCAUUGACUCUUCGCUCCAGCAGUGAUCCUGCAAUAUCUUUACACUCUCUCCAAUCUCGCCAAUCACAAGCAUCCUCGUCCACAACACCUACAGCCCCAGAUUCACCGCUGCCAAGCUUUCAGGAGACCUACUCAAUCAAGUACAGUCAGUUAGCGAGUUUUGGUCUCAAAAUGGAUGAAGACACAUUCAAUGUUGCUUCGCCAUAUCAUUCGGGUGUUGUUGCAUACCAACAUGGCCAUCAGCAUCCUUUUGGUAGUUCUUCCUCAACAAUUCACCACCAAGGACACUAUGAAUUUCACGGACAGCACACUACAACUCCUGGACAGCAUCCUCCACAGUACAUACAACAAAGUUCAGGACCUUUCUACCAACAACAACAAUCCUUUGAACAGCAUCCUAUGUACGCACCCAGUACUCAAGAACGCUACUCCCUCCCACCCUUUCCGACUGUGUCAGAGCUUCACGUAACAACUACGAGUCAGAGGAGAGCUUCUCUGCCACUUCAACGAUCAGAAUCCACAUCAAGCAGUGAAAGCCCUAAACCACCACGUGGUCAACUACCCAAAGGCUUUCUACCCAGCGCCUCAAGUUCAGCAUCUAGCUCACCAGGAUGCAUUAAUAACAAUAAUCCAGCCACGGCCAAUAAUAACGAGCCUGGCCUUAGUCGUUCUGCCAUACAACCAACCCCACAGAGUCCUUCACAACUCUGUGCUGUUUGUGGGGAUACAGCAGCGUGUCAGCACUAUGGUGUUCGCACAUGCGAGGGAUGCAAAGGGUUCUUCAAGCGCACCGUACAAAAAGGAUCCAAGUACGUGUGUUUGGCAGAUAAGGCAUGCCCAGUGGAUAAGCGACGAAGAAAUCGAUGUCAAUUCUGUCGGUUCCAGAAAUGUCUUGCCGUUGGCAUGGUUAAAGAGGUAGUCCGUACAGACAGUCUUAAGGGUAGACGCGGACGUUUACCGUCUAAGCCCAAGUCCCCACAAGAAUCACCACCAAGUCCCCCGGUAUCCAUGAUAACUGCCAUGGUUCGUGCUCAUGUCGACACAACACCUGAUUUGGCAAGUCUGGAUUAUUCACAGUACCGCGAACCAACACCUACAGAGCCCAUAAUCUCGGAAGCUGAUAAAGUACAACAAUUCUACACUCUACUCACCACAUCUGUGGAUGUAAUUAAACAUUUUGCCGACAAACUACCUGGAUUUAGUGAUCUGUGCUCGGAGGAUCAGGAGCUGCUCUUCCAGUCAGCAUCACUAGAGCUUUUUGUGCUACGAUUGUCGUAUAGAGCACGCAUUGACGACACGAAGAUGACCUUCUGCAAUGGUGUGGUGCUCCACAAGAUGCAGUGUCAACGUUCCUUUGGCGACUGGCUCAAUGCCAUACUCGAGUUUAGCAAGAGUCUUCAUGCCCUCGAGAUCGACAUCUCUGCUUUCGCUUGUCUCUGUGCUCUCACGCUCGUUACUGAACGUCAUGGGUUGAAGGAGCCAAAGAAAGUCGAGCAAUUGCAGAUGAAGAUUAUUUCCAGUUUGCGUGAUCAUGUCACAUAUAAUGCGGAGGCACAGCGAAAACCACACUAUUUCAGUCGCCUCUUGGGAAAAUUGCCCGAGCUACGAUCCCUCAGUGUUCAGGGACUUCAGCGAAUAUUUUAUUUGAAACUUGAGGAUCUCGUUCCAGCGCCACCGCUCAUUGAGAACAUGUUUGUAGCUACUCUACCCUUCUAAAUAAAACUUACAUAAUAGUAAACGUUAUAAAUAAUAUAAGAAUACCUUUAUCCUGAAAAUACUUUGCACGUGCUUAUAAACUUCCUAGCAUACGUAUAAAAUUGCCUAAGAAUUCACGAAAAAUCUCAUUAUCUUUUAAUUGCAAAUUUUUAAUUCGAAUUCUUAGGCAUUUACAAUAUGUGUCGUAUGGCGUAAAGAAACAUUUAUUUAGUAAAUUCCAUCUAAAUACCGUUUAAAAGACAAGAAAUAAGACAAAUCAUUAAUUCAUUAAUUUCACAUUUGAUGUAGGAAUAAAGCAUGUAUAUAUACAUACAUAGCUGAUUAUCUAUGACCACAUUGUGGAAUAUCAACUUCAAGUGUAGAUAUUCAAAAAAUAUAUUGAAUCCUAAUGAAAAAAAUGAAGAAGCAUAUAAUGUAAAGUAUGUACGCUUGAUUUUCUUUGAAUGUCGUAUAUAUAUAUAUAGAGUUGUAGGUAUUCAAAACAUGUUUUAUAAGUGAGAUUUUUUUUCUUUUUUUUUAUAAAUUAAAUUUAUUGUGAUGUUUAUACACAUAUAUACACUUAUUUGAAAUUAUAAAAUACUCAUAAAUUGAUAUUUUGAGUUUUACAAAUUUAAUUUUAGAUAUAAUAUUGAAUGUUAGAAUUAAAUAAGAAUACUUUUAAUGUAGUCCCUAGACUGUGACCGGUACAAACUGUAUAAUAUGUUUUCCUAUAUCAAUUUUUUAGGUGGUAUACGAAUGUAUAAAAUUUGGAAAAUGUAAAAUUCCUUUGCAGAAAAAAACAGUCUGUAGAAUCUUCCUCUAACUGAGGAGAUUAAGAAAUUACAUAGUGGUUAUACUCAUAAAUAUAGGUACCGAAGUAACAUUAAAAAUAUCAUACAUAGCACUCCAAUCCUUUUUAGACAAACAAGAAGAAAAAAGUAUAGUGCGUAGAUAUCAAAUCUUCACUGCACAAAAGUAAUGAAAAAUUAUAAUAUAUUUCUGUAAAUGUAAAAUAAUGUUUAGACAAAACUACAUGGUUACCGAAAGUAGCAAAAAAAACCCUAGUCGUAAAAGAAAUUUCAUUUUAUAUUAAAUUAUUCUUUUUUUUUAAGUUACCAAUUGCCUGCCAUUGAUUUAGAAACAAUAAUUUUUUUAAUAGUAUACAAUUUUUAAUGAAUAAAUGCAGCAAAAGUAAGUCUCUGAAAUAUUUCUUUUUUUGGAUUUUUUUUAUAACCAACUUUAUAAGGAUAUUUUAAUAAUUACUUUUAAGGACCUUCAAAAUUGACUUUUAAAAAAAUUUGUGAUUUAAAAAAAAAGUACCAAUAUUUCUUUGGUACAACUUAUUGAGAUUUAAGAAUAAAAAGUGAUUUUUUAAUGCAUUAUUUAUAGGUUACCAAACUUUUAUGAGAAAAAAAAGUAAAACUUAAAAUUUAAUUUGAUCUUAUAGAAAUGUCAUCACUAUAAACUUUACACAAAAUUUUAUUUAUUCUUUAAUGAAUUAAAUAUUUGAUAAAUAAUUUUGCAACACAGUAAACUUUACUUAUUUACUGUAAGAAAUUGGACUUGUUGAUUAAAAAAAAAGGAUUUUAUGCAGUUUUUGUAAAAAUUUCUUUAACAAAAUACAUAACAUCCUUGUUUGAUUAUUCAACCUUUUUUUAUUUUAUAUUUUCUUAUCUUACUAUUCCUCCAUGUAUUCCGAAUGGUAGUAUUGUUAGUAAAAAAAAAAGAUGUAAUUUAGUAUAGAUAAGUAAUUCAGAGACUUACUUUUGCGUACCCUUUUUAACUUAUAAAAUAAUCUUGCCAAUAAGAGAAAUUUAUUGCAUACUCAUAGCCGUAUUAUAAGGAGAAUAAUAACAAGAUAUUCUUUGUAUUGCCACUUAUGUGGAAUACCAACUAAUUAUAUACACCUUUUGAAUUAAAAGAGAUUACAAAUAGCAAAAUAAAAUAUACACAA